AGAGUUCCGCGGGGCGACAGCCCUUCCGCCGCGGGAGCCAUUGAGGAGCAGCAGGUUAGUGGGGGACCGGGCGAGUAGGAUCUGCUGCCAUCCGGAUUCCGGAGCCCCGGUGCAGCCCAGGGCCAUGGCUCUGCGCUACCCUAUGGCCGUGGGCCUCAACAAGGGCCACAAGGUGACUAAGAACGUGAGCAAGCCGAGGCACAGCCGCCGCCGCGGGCGCCUCACCAAGCACACCAAGUUCGUGCGGGACAUGAUUCGAGAGGUGUGCGGCUUCGCCCCUUAUGAGCGGCGAGCCAUGGAGCUGCUCAAGGUCUCCAAGGACAAGCGCGCCCUCAAGUUCAUCAAGAAAAGGGUGGGGACACACAUCCGUGCCAAGAGGAAGAGAGAGGAGCUGAGCAACGUCCUGGCCGCAAUGAGGAAAGCAGCGGCCAAGAAGGACUGAACCCCCCCCCUCCCCUCUGUGUAAUAAAGCCUUUUUGGAAUUUG
Molecule: messenger RNA, 486 nt
Organism: Ailuropoda melanoleuca (giant panda)
Lineage: Eukaryota; Metazoa; Chordata; Mammalia; Carnivora; Ursidae
Gene: RPL36
Product: ribosomal protein L36
Exons: 4
Coding region: 125-442 (105 amino acids)
Biological process (GO): translation
Cellular component (GO): ribosome
Molecular function (GO): structural constituent of ribosome
Source: RefSeq, a predicted model, not a curated record